UCCUGUUUUGGAGGAAAAUGGAAGUCAAUGGUGAAGCAAGAGCUAGAGCUAGAGGUGAGAGUAAGGAGAGGAAGAGGAUGAGGAGGACGAAGAGGAUGAGGAGGAUGGGGAGGAAGAGGAAGCACAGUUGUCGCAGAUGAGCUCAGGGCCACAUUGGUUGACCAUGUGCUCAACCAUUGAUUGAGUAUGAGGGAGGCUGGGCAGAGUUCAGCCCAACCUGAGCCGCUACAUGGUUGCAUCUAUCAUUCGUACAUUCAGAAAUGACAACCGAACUGAGACGGUCAGGCCAUGGUGGAAGACACCGGCUGUUCACACCAGAACAGAGAUGGUCAGGCCAUGGUGGGAGACACCAGCUGUUCACACCAGAACAGAGACGGUCAGGCCAUGGUGGGAGACACCAGCUGUUCACACCAGAACUGAGACCGUCAGGCCAUGGUGGAAGACACUGGCUGUUCACACCAGAACUGAGACGGUCAGGCCAUGGUGGAAGACACUGGCUGUUCACACUAGAACUGAGACGGUCAGACCAUGGUGGAAGACACCGGCUGUCCACACCAGAACAGAGACGGUCAGACCAUGGUGGAAGACACCGGCUGUCCACACCAGAACAGAGACGGUCAGGCCAUGGUGGAAGACACCGGCUGUCCACACCAGAACAGAGACGGUCAGGCCAUGGUGGAAGACACCGGCUGUUCACACCAGAACAGAGACGGUCAGGCCAUGGUGGAAGACACCGGCUGUUCACACCAGAACAGAGACGGUCAGGCCAUGGUGGAAGACACCGGCUGUUCACACCAGAACAGAGACGGUCAGGCCAUGGUGGAAGACACCGGCUGUUCACACCAGAACAGAGACGGUCAGGCCAUGGUGGAAGACACCGGCUGUUCACACCAGAACAGAGACGGUCAGGCCAUGGUGGAAGACACCGGCUGUUCACACCAGAACAGAGACGGUCAGGCCAUGGUGGAAGACACCGGCUGUUCACACCAGAACAGUAUAUCUCUAUUGAGAACAUGGUGGUAGCAAACAGUACCAUUAGACUACGAAAAAUCCAGAACCACAUAAUUGCAGACAACACAAUAUUCAAUAACAUUCACCAGGUGGGCUUGUCUACAUUGGACCGUGUAUUACAGCACAACCGAAUCUGGAUGAAACCGGUGUACCGAGUGCCAUUUCAGCAAAACUCAGAGGGUUAAAGAACAGUGCUAUGAAAAUGUGCUACUAAGUACUAUACAGUGAAUUUACUACCAUAUCAGCACUGUAUAGACACAUCACAGUACUGUAAUCCAGUGUAUUGUGCCUCACCAUAUUGACUGCUCUAGGUCUAUGUCACAUAUUGUCUUGUCUGUUUCAGAGAGUCUUGUAGCUGGAUGCCGCUGCAAUUCAGCAUGUUUAUAGAUACAUUGAGGCUGGCUUCAACCUAGCCAAAAGAAGGGGAUGGAACAUCAUUGGCCACCGUGCCAUUGUGAAUGUCCCUGGACAGCGUGGAGGGAAUAUCACCAUGUGCGCAGCUGUUAGCCAGCGAGGCAUCCUCCAUCACCAUGCCAACCUUGGUCCCUACAACACCGUCCUUCUCAUCACAUUCCUGGACACACUACAUGGCUUCCUCAUUCCAGCUGAGCAGAGGGGUGGACCAGAGCAGCCCAGCAUGGCGAUGGAAGGUGUAUGAUCGCUAUCCCCUCGCACACAUGCCUUUUCUGCAGGCAAUGGAGGAUGCAUGUUGUGAAGUUGAUGUGGAGGCUUUCGGCGGCUGGAUCCGUCACUCCAGAAGAUUAUUUCCCCGUUGUUUAGCCAGGGAGAACAUGGCUUGUGAUGUGGAUGAGGUGCUGUGACCAGACCAAAAUAGGAGGCAGGAUGCAACCAAAUGUAUUUUCUUACAUUUUGCAUGUGCUUUUGAAAUAAUGAGCCACUUUCAUUUUUGUACAGAAAAUCCUUUAUCUUACUGAAUGUUUUGCCUGCUUUUCUCCUGUUGGGUAUGGAAAGUGUUACAUACAAAACACAAGUGUUCAAAAAUACUGCAUUUUGGAAAUAAAUGAAUGUUUUUGU
Oncorhynchus kisutch (coho salmon) is the source of this 2046-nucleotide messenger RNA. RefSeq lists its product as uncharacterized. The coding region runs from base 261 to 1196 and encodes 311 amino acids. The transcript is spliced from 3 exons. The record is from RefSeq and is a predicted model, not a curated record. Lineage: Eukaryota; Metazoa; Chordata; Actinopteri; Salmoniformes; Salmonidae.